GCCGGCGCGCGACAUCCGGCUGGGGGACGUGCUGGUCUGUCUUCCGGACGGCGAGAGCGCGGGACUGGUUACAUAUGAUCUGGGCAAGGAGACGGAAGUUGUGUUCGAACCGCUUCGACAGUACACUUUGUUCCUGCUCAAGUUGUCUUAGCUCAUUGAACUCAAAUGGCGGACAGCCUAAAAUUCCUUGCAGGUGUUGCUACUUUGCCGCCCAGAAGAAGGCGUAACUUGAUCCUCAGUCUUCAAUCCUCAGUCUUCAAUCCUCAGUCUUCAGUCUUCAAUCCUCAGUCUUUAGUCAUCAAUCCUCAAUCCUCAGUCUUCAAUCCUCAGUCCUCAGUCUUCAGUCCUCAGUCCUCAGUCUUCAGUCCUCAGUCUUCAAUCCUCAAUCCUCAGUCUUCAGUCUUCAAUCCUCAGUCCUCAGUCUUCAGUCUUCAAUCCUCCGUCCUCAGUCUUCAGUCUUCAGUCAUCGUCUUCAGUCUUCAGUCUUCAGUCUUCAGUCUUCAGUCAUCGUCUUCAGUCUUCAGUCUUCAGUCAUCAAUCCUCACUCUUUGAUGAGAAUGCGAGAGUUUGAUUCUCAUUAUAGCCCUUUUAUUGCUCUUUGGCUUGACGCGGAACAAAAAUACUCUGAGAAGGACAUCAAGAAGGCUUUCAGACAAGCAUCCCUGCAUUGCCAUCCAGACAGACGGCGUAUAGUCGAUGUAAAACUAGACAGAUGGCCUACGGCCUACUAUUACU
Messenger RNA from Truncatella angustata, 735 nucleotides. RefSeq lists its product as uncharacterized. The transcript has a single exon. NCBI's taxonomy places the organism in Eukaryota, Fungi, Ascomycota, Sordariomycetes, Amphisphaeriales, Sporocadaceae. The coding region runs from base 166 to 552 and encodes 128 amino acids. The record is from RefSeq and is a predicted model, not a curated record.